CUCUAAUGCUCAUUUCAAAAGAAGUAUCCCGGGCUCUAGUGUGAGUGCUGCUCUUCAUUUGUGUAUCGUUUUUCGUGUGAUUAUCGCGCGUAGUCGAGAAUCAAAAGUCGAAUUUUGUUCAUAAUGAUACAUAGUUGCGCAGUGCCUUAUUGAAGAUACGAAAUGAAAAUACUUUCAGACUUUUUGAGUUUUUUGUGAUUUGAACAGUCAUCUUUACGAUAAAAAAUCAUAUUGCAGUAAAAAAAAUCAAGAGCGUGUCACUCUGUGACGUCGCGACAAGGUCGCAGCCGCGCCGGCUGCCAAAAAUUUAGCUGAGCUAAAGUGUAGUUCCUCUGGUAUACAUUAGCCAUGCCAACUCUGGGUAAAGUACCUUUGCUGCUGCUUUUGUUUCUCUUUCUGGGACGUGGAACGAGAUGCGCGAGCCUCGCUACAGCUGACCCAUCGCCACGAAAUGCCAACAAUGACGACCAAAACGCAGACACUGACGAUCUCAAGGACGAUGACGAAGACUGGAGGGUAAACACGAUGAUAUACCACAUACUGCCACGAACUUUUCAAGAUAGUGACGGCAAUGGCGUUGGUGAUUUGCAAGGCAUAAUCAGUCGUUUGAAUUAUCUCAAUGAAAUCGGAGUGGAUACUAUUCGCUUAGGACCUGUACAUACGUCUUCCCUUGCUGAUUCUGAAGGCGAUGUAUCAAAUCAUACCGAUAUUGAUCCAGUUUUAGGAGAUUUCAAUGAUUUUGAGGAACUCAUUCACGAUGCUCAUAAUAGAAACAUAAAAGUUAUUUUGGAUAUUAUACCAAAUCAUUCUAGUACUAAGCAUCCAUGGUUUCAAUCUUCUUCCAACGACGAAAACUCUUUUGAAGAUUUUUAUCUAUGGGCUGAUGGAAAAAUUAAAGAUAAUGUCAUAUAUCCCCCAAAUAACUGGAAAAAUGCCUACAGUGAUAUUGAAGGUUCUGCUUGGACCUUUAAUAUGGACAAAAGAAGGUGGUAUUACCACAGAUUUCAUGAAAAUGAACCCGAUCUCAAUUUAAGAAGUGAAGAUGUUAUACAAGCUAUAUUUGACGUUUUUGAUUUCUGGCUUGAAAAAGGCGUUGAUGGAUUCUGCAUUCAUGGUGCAUCAUAUUUAGUAGAACAUGAAAAUUUGUUGGACGAACUUAAUCACGAAGAAGAUAUUGAUGGCGAUGGAAUUAAAAAUGAAGAAGACGAUGACGACGACGGCGAUGGAAUAAAAGAUAGUGAAGACUCGGAUGCGGACGGGGACGGUAAAAAAGACGAUGACGACGAUGAUAUUGACAAUGAUGGACUAAAGAAUGACGUUGACGACGACGAUGACGGUGAUGGAAUAAAGGACGAUGUUGACGAAGAUGCGGAUGGCGACGGUAAAAUAGACGACGAUAUUGAUGGAGAUGGUAUUAAAAAUAGUGAAGAUGAUGACGAUGAUGGGGACGGAAUUAAAGAUGAACAUGAUGAUGACGAUGAUAACGACGGUCUAAAGGACGACGAAGAAGAUGACAUUGACAAUGAUGGUAUAAAAGAUCAUCUCGACGAUGAUAAGGAUGGUGAUGGAAUAAAAAAUAGCGAAGACGAUGAUGCUGACGGAGAUGGAAGAAAGGACGAUGAUAUCGAUGGCGACGGCAUCAAAAAUAUUGAUGAUGACGACGAUGAUGGUGAUGGCGUGAAAGACAUUGUUGACGAGGAUAGAGACGGUGAUGGUAUAAAAAAUAGCGAAGACGACGAUGCAGAUGGUGACGGCCGGAAAGAUGAUGAUCUUGACGGAGAUGGAAUUAAGAAUGAUCAAGAUGACGACGAUGACGGAGACGGAAUAAAAGACGAAGUUGAUGACGAUGACGAUGGCGACGGUAGGAAAGACGAUGACAUUGACGGUGAUGGUAUUAAAAAUAGUGAAGAUGACGAUAACGACGGAGAUGGAAUCAAAGAUGAUGUUGAUGACGACGAUGAUAAUGACGGUCUCAAAGAUGACGUUGAUGACGACGAUGACGGCGAUGGUAAAGUCGAUGGCGCAGAAAAUACUGGCAACGAAGAUGAAGACGACGAUUCUCACGAACACACAGUUGGCUUGUCAGACAACGCCGCGGUACUGCAACGCUUCCGUCAACAUAUCGAUCAAUGGGCCAAAGAUAACAACCAAGAACCUAAAUUAUUACUUGCUGAAGUCAACGAAAAUGAUGACAACAUUCAUCUUUAUUACGGAAAUGAUACUGAUCCUGGAAUAGCACCGUUGAAUUUGAUAUUCAUAACUAAAUUAAAUAAAAAUAGUACUGCAGAAGACAUAAAAAAAGUCAUUGAUGAAUGGAUGGAUCGUUUACCAGAAGGCGCCACGACAAAUUGGAUGCUUUCAAGUGACGAUUAUUCGAGAGCUUCUUCUCGUUUGAAUCCAGAACUUUUGGAUGGUCUUUACAUGUUGACUUUGCUUCUUCCCGGUCAAGCAGUAACUUACUAUGGCGAAGAAAUCGGAAUGGUCAACGGAGAUGAAAUACUGAAUCAUAAUAGGUAUAAAACUCCUAUGCAGUGGGAUGAUUCUAUUUCUGCUGGAUUUUCUAGCAAUGAAACUACAUUCCUUGAGGUCAACGCCGAUUAUAAGGAAGUCAAUGUUAAAAAGCAGUUGGACGAUCCCGAUAGCAAUUUGGAGGCUUACAAAAAAUUAGCUAUACUACGAGAAAAUCCAAUUUUUCUUCAUGGAGAUUAUGAAUUAUCCACGGUCGAAAAUACAAACAUACUAAUUUUAAAAAGAUCACUUGAUAAUGACACGUGUCUUACUAUUAUAAACUUUGGAUCUGCAAAAGCGACUGUCAACCUGACAGAACUUUACCCGAACUUGGAAGAAGAUUUACAAGUUAUGCUCGAUUCAAGCAAUGCCGAUGUUGAAAAUGUAAAUGACGACGAUAAUGACGAUGAUAUUGAAAAUGACGCGUUUACAUUGGACGGAAAUGCAGCAGCAGUUUUGUGUGACAAAGACGAUUUUAAAGAAACUACUGAAACAACAACAAUUGAUGACGUUGAAGAUUCUAUAUCAACAACAUUAACCAAUGAAAUGGACGUGGAACCAGUUACUACAGAGACAGAAACAACAACGAUUAGUUUUGCUUAUAAACAGGAAUUACCUCCACUUUGGGCAUCAAUUUUCCUUUCUUCGAUAUUAUUGAUGCAAAAUUUAUGAAAAAAAAUCGGGUGAAAGUUAUUCGAAAAUUUUUUCGCGAACCUUUGUACAGUGAGUACGGAUUUUUGAAUAUCAUAAAUUUUGAUACGCAUUAAUACGUAAUUUUUUACGUAAUUUAUGUUAUAGUUAAAAGAUAGAACAAAAAAGUUUCACUGUUAUAGUUAGUGUGAAGAUGAUCAAAUGAUGCAAUAGAAUGUUUACUUAAUAUUUUUUUAAUUUUUGAGAGAAUACCAAAGAUAGGGUAAAAGUUUAUAAUAUCAAAUACAUUUUCUAAGAUUCCUUUUAAUUGUUUUUUCAAAAAUGUAUGUUCGUUUAAUGGAAAAUUUGUUCAAAUAAUGGUAUUUGAAAGUUUUUUUACUCUGGCUCUAGUCUCUCUACAAAUCCAAAUAUCAUCAAGAUCUGCUCACACGAACACAUUCUACAAUAUUUCAUAAGUUUUAUAAUAAUAAUUUCGUAAUGCAGUAAAAUUCACUCUCAAUUGAGUAGAUCUGUGAUGCUUAUAAGAAAUUAUUAGCAUCCCUCAAUUGAAAGUGACUCGUAACAUAUUCGAAACUAUUGCAUAUCCCUAGAUGCGAUAGACAAAGUUUGUCUCUUAGGCAUUAUAGAAAUCACGCAAUACGUCAACUUAUAGCAAUAACACGCGUGGUAAUUCACACGAUAUAAAUCUCAUAAUACAAAGUUUAUUAUCUCUAUCGAGAGUAGCCACUGGCUGGCCGUCCAUAACCCGUCAGUACGUAAAACGACAUCGUUUCGUCAAAGCGUCGUCGACACAAUGCAAAUAAAUAACAAUUUUAAAAAUAUUAGUUAAAAUUAGUGUAAAUAUUGGCUUUUGCCGAGAUAGAUCGUAAAGAAAUUGAAUCAAAUGGUGAAAAAAAUGGUACCGAAAGAAAAUACGUAUUUGCUCGCUCAGGAACGCAUUAUAAGUGAAAAAAAUGUUCAAAACACACAUUUUGUUGGGAAGCGUUUGAAAGGUAUUUGUUGAUCAUAAUAAAUCUGUGAUUACGUUAAUGUUUGCUUACGCUAUGAUUUACAAUAAUUUCAGUAUCUACUUAUUUGAAGCUUGUUGUCUAAUUUAAAUCACGAGUCCACAAAUUUUAAUCAUAUAAUAGAUGAUAAAGUAUUGUCAGCUGAUUCACUUUUCAAUGAAUUGAAUCUGCGACACUUUAUCUCGUGUGUCAAUAAAUAAUCAAUUAGAUAAUAACAUUUAAAUAUGUAGUUGAACUAUACCUCAGUGGAAUGCGAAUAAAUAUUAAAUAUUUUUAAUAUGAGUUUAGUUUAAAAAGACUAAAUAUACUAUGUUACACGUAUAUUUUUUUGUUUUAGAAAUGACAAAAGAAGAACUAGCUUACUAUACAGCGGAUCCUUUGUGUAUGAACUUGCGGCUGUGUAUAUUUUGGUUUUUUUGGUCAAUGUUCAUCGUCGUGCUAAUAAUAGCAGUGUAUGCAUAUUUUUUUGAUGCGCCCACUUUUUUUUUCUAGUUAAAUUCAAAAAUAAUGUUACCAAUGAAAGUGUUAUAAAUCCGAUUUAAGAACUAUGUAAUAUAUAGUAAGUAUACGUAAUAUACUUAGCAACCAGUUUGUUCCAACCUCGCAAAAAAUCAAAGAGCUACUUUUUUCUUCUUUUGGGCUAAUGUUUAUGUUUGAUAAAGCGAAGAGAACAUCCAUUUUAUCUGUGCGAAUGAUAAAUGCGAUAAAAUCCACUUGGGAUGAAUUCACAAGUAAAUAUCAGAUCAAGGAAUUUUACCGAUGAUAAAUGCCGAUUGCAAUCUAUAAGACUGUUGUAGAAAAUAAGCUCUUAAAUAAUAAUUCUAACGAUUAAUAAUAAUAAUAAUAAUAAUAAUAAUAAUAGUGAAUAACAAUAGUAUUCGAAACAAUUAAAGAUUUUAAAUUAAUAGAAAUAAGCCUACUGAUCAUGCAAUAUUAUGUAAUUAUUACUGCUCCAAAAACAUUUUCUUCGAAAAAUAUGAAAACUGUAAAAAGUAUCAUAGAUAUUCAAGUUUUGUUUUGCAUGUGCUAUACCAAAUUAGCACUCGACACAGAUCAGAUUUCGACAUUAUAGUAUAAUUAAAUAGCGUCUUAUUUUAAUAUGCGUUUAUGGGUUGUAACGUGUAUACGCACAUAAUAAAAUUAAAUAAAA
Trichogramma pretiosum is the source of this 5316-nucleotide messenger RNA. RefSeq names its product calcium-binding acidic-repeat protein-like. The record is from RefSeq and is a predicted model, not a curated record. NCBI's taxonomy places the organism in Eukaryota, Metazoa, Arthropoda, Insecta, Hymenoptera, Trichogrammatidae. The transcript is spliced from 11 exons. Gene Ontology annotation, biological process: carbohydrate metabolic process. Bases 349 to 3180 code for a protein of 943 amino acids.